UUGGGUGAUCAGGAAACUUACUAAAAUCAUGUGACAAAGUACUAGUUUGUAAUACUAAGGAUUAUAAUUCCGUAAAUUCUUGUAUUAUCCUAUACUUUAAUUAACCUACCGAAUUAAGCAAUUAUCAAUAUUUUUAAUUUGUCAGAUUAACUAAAGGAAAAAAAACAGCAGCUAAAAUGUUAAAAAUCAUCUGCAGUACAUUCCAUUACAGCGCAGAACCGGAAAAGCAGGGUACAUAAGUUGUGGUGUUGGUGACACACCUUUGUCUCAAGUGUGAGCGAUUUUUUUUUUGGUCCAAUAAAAGUGUUUAUGGCACAUACGCGUGACGCCUAUUAAUGUGCUGCAGUCUGUCUAGAAAAAUCCAGAAGGAAGCUUCCAGCUCCCAAGGUUACCUAAUCUGGCUACCCCAUUUCGGGAAGCGGCACCCUACUGCGUGCUGAUUAUGCAUAGCUACCCGCAUGGAUGGUCAAAUAGGGCGGGGUAAAUAAUGCAAGGACAUCUCAUGAUUACUGCAAACAAACUGGACCAAAAUAAAACGAAAACAGCAACGACUGAGCGAAGCGCAUCCAUAAAGCCCGGGUAUCUGGCCACACUUUUGUUUCCGCGUUUAUUCCAGGCUCCGUCGGGCUGUUUCUGCGGCUCUCUGGGCCCUUGUUCGCAUUUAAGCAGCUCCGGACUUGCAGUACAUCCGCACGGAAACGGCCGGAUCUGAGCUGGAAUUGACCGGCGGGGCUCCGUACUAGCCGAGGCGAUCCGGAUUGCCGAUCGCACACUGCCCGGCGUCCUCCUCCGUGCAAUCAGGGGGCGGCGACGCGGCUACGCCCCAUCAGACAGCGAACCGGGGAGGCCCAGCUGUAACCCGUGCGCUGCCGGGUCUCCUCCCUCCCACAUCGCCUGCAAUAACACUAGAAGUCGCAUCGGGAAGCAUCCCUUCCUUGUUCCCAAUUCGGCAUACAAGAACCAGGUCUAGACGACGGCACAGAUAACCGGCCGGCCUAAAACCCGAUAGGACGAGCGGCAGGCAAGAGCAGUGCGGAGCCACCCGGUCGUGUCGUGGACGGAUCGCCAAUGGCAGCCCUCCGGACGGUGGUGCAGAGAUGGCGCCUGCAGCCCUUCCCCAAAGCCCUUGGCUCUGUGCGCGUCCUCAGUUCCUCCUUCAAGGCAUCUGACAUCAUGGUUGAGCGCAGCAAGACCCUGCAGCCCAAACCAGACCCAUCCACCCUGGUCUUCGGAAAGCAGUUCUCAGACCACAUGCUCACCAUCUCCUGGUCUCAGAAGGACGGCUGGGCCACACCGCAGAUCAAGCCCUUCCAGAACCUGUCGCUGCACCCGGCCUCCUCGGCACUGCACUACUCCAUAGAGCUUUUCGAGGGGAUGAAGGCCUUCCGCGGGGUGGACGGCCGCGUACGGCUCUUCAGGCCCAUGCUCAACAUGGAGAGGAUGUACAGGAGUGCCGAACGCUGCUGCCUGCCCCUCUUCGACAAGGUGCAGCUGCUGGAGUGCAUCCGCAAACUGGUGGAGCUGGACCAGGAGUGGGUGCCGUACUCCACUGACGCCAGCCUCUACAUCCGGCCCACCUUCAUCGGUACUGAGCCCUCCCUCGGAGUUUCCCGGGCAGGCCACGCUCUGCUGUACAUCAUCGUGGGCCCCGUGGGGCCCUACUUUGCUACCGGGGCCUUCAACCCGGUGUCCCUGCUGGCCGACCCAAGCUACGUGAGAGCCUGGAGGGGCGGCGUCGGCGAGUUCAAGAUCGGGGGUAAUUACGGCCCUACCAUCGCGGUUCAGAGCGAAGCCCAGAAGCUCGGCUGCCAGCAGGUCCUGUGGCUCUACGGGGAUCAGGAGGAGAUCACCGAAGUGGGAACCAUGAACCUUUUCAUCUACUGGACCACGGAAGCCGGAGAGAGAGAGCUGCUUACCCCGCCACUAGAUGGCAUUAUUCUUCCUGGGGUCACCAGGCAGUCGCUGUUGGACCUCGCUCGCAAAUGGAAUGAGUUCCAGGUCACUGAGCGAACUGUAACGAUGAAGGAGCUACUGGGGGCCCUGAACUCGGGGCGGGUCCUGGAGGUGUUUGGUUCUGGGACGGCCUGUGUGGUUUGCCCUGUGGGCAGCCUGCUGUACAAGGGACAGACCUACGAAAUUCCCACAAUGAGGAAUGGGCCUGACCUGGCUAAGAGAUUUCACAAAGAGCUGACAGAUAUCCAGUACGGACGCCAGCAGAGCGACUGGACCACCCUGGUGGCUUAAGCGGGACAUUGUGGCUGAUCACCCUGGCCUUCCACCCCGAUGACAACCUCUAGGCCCACCCCCAGUUCCUCUACAGGUCUGCUGGCUGAUUAGAGCAGUGUGUCCCAAUCCACUCCUUGGGCACCCUCAGACAGUCCCUGUCUGGCAGGGAGCUGGGAGGGAGCAAAAACACGGACCGUCUGUGGUUCCUCGAGGACCAGGUUGGGAAAAGAGAUUAGAAAAUAUAGCAUUCAUGUGGCGAUAAUGACUGACCUUACUCUCCUCUAAAGCAGUGUUUCCUAAUCCAGUCCUUGGGGACCCACAGCCGGUCCAUGUUUUUGCUCCUUACCAGGGACAUGAACUGUGUGCGAGUCCCCAAAGACCGGAUUGGGAAACACCAUUCUAAAGUGAUGGGAAGUAUCCUUCAAACUGACUGAACCAUUCUCAGAGCACAGUGCAAUCCAUCACAAAGCUGAGGUAGUUUCAGCUGGUUCUAGAUGAUAUUGUCAUGUGUGUCUAGUUGGUGUGUCAUUUUUGCACAAUUUCAUUCGCUUCUAUAUCCAAUAAGGUUGUCGGGGUAUUAAGCACCUUCAUUAAUGAGCCAUGUGACUGGAAUAUUCUCUGAGCUGCUCUGACUAGAACAUCAUGAUGCUGUUUCAUCCUGAAUUAUAUACCGAAAGCUUGUAAACUGCAAGCUGUUUAAUUUGUAGUGAGCGCUUGAAAAGAGGGUUUAUUUUUCUAAAGUUACAAGCAGAGAACAAAUCAUGUACUGUAGUGACAAGCUGAAAGGCUAUCGGUGGUCGUUUCGUUGUUUUGUCGGUAAGUCAACGCUAAUGUGGUGAAGUCGCUGUUAUCGUCUCCGUGUGGAUGUCACCUGACGUGGUUUAGAGGCGUUCAUUUAACGGAAAUGCUUUUAGAUGUUUUGAACUGGGUCAGUUUAAGCUCAUUUGUGUGGAUGGUGAUUAUUUGUGGUGGCGGUAAGUGAGUGCACAUUAAAUGGGGGGAAGAAGCACGGAGUAAGGAGAGGGUUGCCCAGGCGAUGGCCUGAAUGGGACCAGACCAUACCAUGGGUUGGGGGGGGGGGGGGGGAGAUGCAGCCUGCAGUGGCACCCCUAUAAGUCUUCCACUUAGUAUCUUCUGCCGUCCUGGCUCUGAACUCACCUGUUACAAAGUGCCUCGUCUUGGAUCAACUCGUCGUUCCUGUUACUGAUUCUCAUGUCAUACGGCUGUGCUCAUGUGUGCUGUUCAUCUUUGACUCUAAUGGCUCUUCCUGCCUUUUUACAAUAAACGUGUUUUUGCUCAGCCGUUU
Messenger RNA from Brienomyrus brachyistius, 3532 nucleotides. RefSeq names its product branched-chain-amino-acid aminotransferase, cytosolic-like. Gene Ontology annotation, molecular function: oxidoreductase activity; branched-chain-amino-acid:2-oxoglutarate transaminase activity. The transcript has 11 exons. Gene Ontology annotation, cellular component: mitochondrion. NCBI's taxonomy places the organism in Eukaryota, Metazoa, Chordata, Actinopteri, Osteoglossiformes, Mormyridae. Gene Ontology annotation, biological process: L-valine biosynthetic process; L-leucine biosynthetic process. Bases 1069 to 2244 code for a protein of 391 amino acids. The record is from RefSeq and is a predicted model, not a curated record.